Recurvomyces mirabilis is the source of this 1695-nucleotide messenger RNA. It is a transcript of the gene CYS4, whose product is annotated as cystathionine beta-synthase. Gene Ontology annotation, cellular component: cytoplasm. The coding region runs from base 1 to 1695 and encodes 564 amino acids. The transcript has a single exon. The record is from RefSeq and is a predicted model, not a curated record. Gene Ontology annotation, molecular function: cystathionine beta-synthase activity. NCBI's taxonomy places the organism in Eukaryota, Fungi, Ascomycota, Dothideomycetes, Mycosphaerellales, Teratosphaeriaceae.
AUGUCUCACCUCACCUCCGAGCUACCACGGAACCCGCCAGCCAUCAUGUCCAGCAUAUUACAGAACAUCGGCAACACCCCUCUGGUCCGACUGCAUACAAUUCCCAAGUCCGCCGGCAUAGAUUGCAACAUCUACGCCAAGUGCGAGUUCUUCAAUGCUGGUGGCAGUGUCAAGGAUCGGAUCGCCCUCCGCAUGGUCGAGGCGGCGGAGAAGGAAGGACGAAUUAGGCCUGGUCAUAGUGUCCUGAUAGAGCCCACAUCCGGCAACACUGGUAUCGGCCUGGCGCUCGUGGGUGCUGUUAAAGGCUACCGCACCAUCAUCACAUUACCCGAAAAGAUGAGCAGUGAGAAGGUUUCUGUCCUCAAAGCAUUGGGAGCUGAGAUCAUCCGUACGCCGACAAGUGCAGCAUGGGAUAGUCCGGAGAGCCACAUUGGAGUAGCAAGAAGACUAGAGAAGGAGAUCCCAGGCGGCGUGAUCCUGGACCAAUACAACAACCCCAACAACCCGCUUGCGCACGAACUCGGUACCGCAAAGGAGAUUGUAGAGCAGACAGAGCAUAUCGAAGGCCAACUAGCAGCUGUGAUCGCGGGAGCAGGUACAGGCGGCACUAUCACGGGUCUCUCACGAGGUAUCCGAAAAGCACAUGGAGACAAGGUCAAGAUCAUCGCAGCAGACCCACAGGGCUCGAUUCUUGCUCUACCUGCGACCUUGAACGACGACUACAAAGACAAGCCGUAUAAGGUCGAAGGUAUCGGCUAUGAUUUCAUCCCAGAUGUUCUGUCACAGAAGGAAGUGGACACAUGGUACAAAACAGACGACCGCGACUCCUUCUACUGGGCGCGGCGAUUAAUACGAGAGGAGGGGCUACUGGUAGGCGGUAGUUCAGGCUCAGCAAUGGCAGCCUGCAUGAAAGCGGUCAAAGACAUGAAUCUCAGCAGAGACGACAGCGUAGUCGUUAUCCUCCCAGAUAGCAUCCGCAGCUACCUCAGCAAAUUCGUCGACGAUGACUGGUUAGCCGCAAACGACCUCCUACCACCCAGUCCACCAUUAACAGCCCCCAGUUCGCCGAAGAUGGAGAACAACGAUCGAGUCGGCCAGGAGAAAAUCGUGAUACCAGAUCGUACAAAAGAUAAUAAUGAAAACGCACCACCACCUCACUCCCCGACCACCCCACGCAAAAGUACCAAAGACGAAUACGGCACCCACACCAUCGCCGACCUCCGCCUCAAACCCAUCCAAACCGUCACCUCCUCCCAAACCGUCGACGACGCCGUCGAACUCAUGCGCGACAAAGGCUACGACCAAAUCCCUGUCACUUCGGCCAAAACCCGUCGGCUUGUCGGUCUAGUCACACUCGGGAAUUGCCUUUCGUACCUUUCCUCCGGUCGGGUGAGUAUUACGUCCCCUGUAUCAGACGUGAUGUUCGAUUUUGGACAAAUGGAUGAGGUGAGGCCGCUGGAGAAGUUUGUCGGGUUGACGGAGGGGGAGGAGAGUAAGCGGUCUUUUGUGGAGAUUUCCCGUCAGACGAGUUUGGGGGCGUUGGAGAGGUUUUUUGUUUGGAAUGCCGCUGCUAUUGUUACGGAGAGGGAGGGUGAGGGCGGGGUUUUGAAGCCGUUGGCUGUGGUUACCAAGGUCGAUUUGCUGGUUUGGCUUGUUAGGAGGGGGAGGCAGAAUGGGGGUGUGGGUGGGCUGUAG